Molecule: messenger RNA, 1839 nt
Organism: Symbiodinium natans
Lineage: Eukaryota; Dinophyceae; Suessiales; Symbiodiniaceae
Source: the annotation of a GenBank genome assembly
AUGUUCGAGAUACCCAUUGGUUUUGAAGCUGAUGAGCAGAGCGACCUGCUGGAUGGUAUGCAGCUGGGACUGAAAAGGUUAGGGCUGCAUGAACAACAAAAGCUGCAGCAAGACCUUUGGGAUCAAUCCAGCUUGGACGAGGAGCCGGACACUUGGACCUUGAAGGAUCAAGUCACGCAGGUACGGGCCAUACACGAGCAAGCAGACCAGGUGGAAGAUGAUCUUCGACUGUUGAAGAGCAUGUCUGUGGAAACAAAUGUUGGAGGUACGGGCGCUCCUACUGAUGUUUUUCCGGAGGUGUUCUUGCAAACAAAGACAAUUCAGCAAGCCCAGGUACUGCAGGAGCUGCCAGCGUGGACACCAGCGGUGAGUGCCGAGUAUAACACGAUUCGCCAUGAGAAGGCUGCAAUAGAGCCAAUCACCGAGCAGCAAAUCCGGGUCAUGGAGGAGGACGACAGCCUGAUUGUGAAGAGGAUUCCGGCAAAAAUGGUGUUCACAAGAAAGGCGGUCAGUGGACAACGCAAAGCGAGGGCAUGCGCUUGCGGGAACUUUCUCCAGGCCGGGGAGAGCAGCAAAACAAAGCAGGAGCUCCGUGAGGAGGUAUAUGCGGCUGGUAUUGACAUUACUGUGCUGCGUACCAUGCUUGCUGUGGGGGCUCGUCGUGGCUGGAAGGCAGGAACUACGGACAUCAAGGGGGCCUUCCUGAAUGCCCCACUACUUCAGCGGACCAAAACCAAAACAGAACGCAUCAUUUUGGACCCGCCGAAAAUCCUGUCCCGAGCUGGAAUUAUCCCUCCGUAUGAAAAGUGGUUGGUGACCCGUGCAUUAUAUGGAUUGGACAUUUCGCCUAAGAGCUGGGCAGUGUUUCGAAAUCAACAACUUAAUGGCCGAAGAUUUCUGAGUGGAGGAGCAUGGCAGGCUUGUCGCACAGAUCAAAAUUUGUGGAGAAUUUUAUCCGAGGAUGGAAAGUUGUGCGGCCUGGUUUCCAUCUAUAUCGAUGACAUUUUGGGAGUCAUGGAAGAUGGGGUACUACAAUCGUGCUUCAGCGAUCUGUCGCAGCUCUGGGCAUGCUCUACACCACAGUACGUGGCCCAAGGUUCUGUUCGUUUUUGCGGAUUCGAUAUAUCGGAAGGGUCUGAUGAUCGCCGUGGAUUUUUGCUCCGGCAAGAGGCGUAUAUCGACGAAAUCUUGGAACGAUUCGAGAGCGAGCAUCAAGGCAGCCUACGAACCUCCAGGGAGAUGGAUCCUCUGCAAGUGAAGCUGGCCCAAAAGCUGAUUGGUGAGUUAAAUUGGAUUGGAACCCGUACAAGACCUGAUAUCAUCUUUGCCAUCAGCAAGGCGGCUCAAUGCAUUACCAGGGAUGCUGUUUUGGCGGUGGAAGCAGCAACUCAAAUCUUCAAGUUCCUCAAGGCCACAAAGGAGGAAGGCCUUCGCUAUGUGGCCAACCCGGAUUCUUUCGGGAAGCAUCAGGAGUUAAGGGUGCCUCGAAAAGAGGCGUUGGUGGAAGUUUUUACAGAUGCCAGCCACGCUCCCGAUGCCGGACGUUCCCAAGAAUGUGUACAUGUUUUUGCUGCAGGCCAAUUAAUCGGUUGGUCGUCCAACAAGCAAACUAUGACCAGCCUCAGUACAGCAGAAAGCGAACUGUGUGCAGUGUUGGAAGGGGUAGCUUAUGGUGAGGGAACCAAAUGCGUUUUGGAAGAAAUCUUGCAGGUUCCUGUUCAGGCUGUGAUCUACUGCGAUAACGCGGCUACGGUUGCCUUAGUCACAGGGAGCUCCAACCUUUGGCGGACCCGAGGGUUAAAGAUUACAAUGCGAUAUUUGGCAGAUGUAUCACCUUGA